Molecule: messenger RNA, 3995 nt
Organism: Xyrauchen texanus (razorback sucker)
Lineage: Eukaryota; Metazoa; Chordata; Actinopteri; Cypriniformes; Catostomidae
Product: protein MMS22-like
Exons: 25
Coding region: 74-3793 (1239 amino acids)
Biological process (GO): replication fork processing; double-strand break repair via homologous recombination
Cellular component (GO): nuclear replication fork
Source: RefSeq, a predicted model, not a curated record
AGGGAAUUCACGCGAGCAGGAUUUGUAAACACUGGAGAACACUGUUCCCGGUGGUCUGUCCCACGCUGUUGACAUGGAGGGCGAGUUCACGCAGUCCCUCACCCCACCUGUGUCUCCUUCUGCACUGGAUCAUUACUGUGAAUCUGCUCCCAGUCGGCCCCCCUUCUUCACAUGCACUUACGAACAAGGCAGAGAAGAGGCAGGAAGACUCUCAUCAAAUGGCUACAUCAGCAGAGGAGCUCUGAAGAGGCUGCUGUUAAAGCUUGAUCCAGCUCCUGCAGAUUUUGAAGGGGACACAGUUGAUAUUUUCAACUUUCCAUGGGUGACAGAAACAGCGCUUGUUGAAUCUACCAAACUUCUGUUUGGCUUGUUCAGACAAAAGGUGUUAAAACUGGAGACGCUUGUGCAGUCCAGCUCACAUGAUUUUGGUCAAGCGAGCAGUCAUCAUUACGAGGCAGAGGAACUGAGACAGCAGUGUGCACUUUUCCUCAGCUAUGUGAAAGUCUUCAUUUACAGGUUUUUGGAGCCUUCACAAUCCCUAGAUGAAGGUCCCGUUCACCCUUAUAAAGAAUUGGAGGCUCAGCUGCCCUCUGUUCUGGUGGAAGAGCUAUUCAGUAUCACACUGCUUAUUGGAAGACUCAAAGAUCUACCAGCCAAUGUCCAGAGUGCUUUUACGAUUCAGCAUCAUGGCAAGCUCUUUCCUCCAUCUUGGCAAUUACUGCAUCUACACCUAGACAUCCACUGGUCUGUGCUGGAGAUCUUGCACCUGUUGGAGCAAAGGAUGAUGAGUCAGAUAGUUUACGCGCACCAGUUCAUGAAUUUGACAGGAGAAACACUCACCAACAUUAGUCUUUUUGAGGACCAAGUCAACAACUUACUCUGUGAUCUCAUAGGCCUGGCCAUGAACAAAUACAAUAAGGUGAGACCAACAGAGACUCUAAACACCCAUCACUAUUACUGCCUUUGCACUAAGGAAUUCUGGAUUUUACUCAUCCGUGUACUGGAACACAGGAGCAAAACCAUACACACUCAGUCUUUUUGGAGUUAUGUGAAUGCCCUGCUCCAGACUAUACUAAAGGCAGCACCGUCAGGAGACCGUGACCCUAGGCUCCCCAUGCACUGUAAAGACCCUGAGGGGUUCACCUGGUGGCUGCUCACACACCUGGCCCAGCUUGGAAUGCACAAUCGUAACGGAAACGUUCAACAGCAGAAACAACUUGAGGAUAAUUGGAGAUUUGUAAUUGAGCUGCUGAAGUCUAGCUGUGAUCCAAAGAAAUCCAUACAGGAAGAGCAGAUUCGAAUGGUAGUUCAUUGCUGCCUCAGUCUCAGCCUGAUAUGGGGCCCGAACAUCAGUGCUGUCACAACACUCUGGGAAUAUUACAGCAAAAAUCUGAAUGCCUCUUUCACUGUGCCCUGGUUGGGUGUUUCAGGGCUGGGCAGUGUCAGCAGGACUCCCCUCUGUCUGUUGCAGCAGGCUAAAAGCUGCUGUAGCCCUGCAUCUAUCAGCUCCAGCAUUCACAUGCAGCUUUACCACUCAACAAACUCCUUCCAUAUCUUCCUGCGUAUCUUGGGACUUCACCUGAGCCAGGAACAUGCUGGUGGCAUCCCUUGGAGACAGAUCAAGGGCAGACUCUAUUCAAAGUUCCACCAGAGGCGUAUGACGGAGCUCUCUGAAUCAGGCCUGCUGCACUUCCUGCUGCUCUUCCUGGUCCUGGCGCAGUGUGCCGAGCUGGAGGACGUGACCAGCCGAGCAUGUGACUUGCUUGCCAUGCUGCCUGCUGAUUCCACACCCCCAGCUAUGCGUGCGCUGCAGUGGAGGGGCCAGCUGGCUCUCGUUCUGCUGUAUUUGGAAAAGGGUCUAGACGCUGGCCCGUUGGCUGAGCAAUUGGCCGCCUACUUCAGCCAAGCGGCCCGCGAGUUCUACCUGAAGACCACAGAGCCGCAUCGCAAGCUUGCUCUCUGGAUGCCACUUAGCUCAUACCUGGAAGGGGUGAGUGAGGUGUUUGAAACAAGCCCUAAUCUUACUCUGUCAGAGGAGAAGCUUCUGAACGAGGGCUUUGGACUGCUGCUGCCCGCCUGCCGCCAGUCUGAGCUCAGCUCUGCUUUGGGCUUCCUGCAGACCGUGUUGGCGCAAUUACGGAGAGUACACCAGCGCAGCGGCCAGCUUUCUCAAUCCGUAGACUCUCUUGGUUGGGCUCCUCUCCCCAGGGUGGCUAAAGAGCGCCACCACGCGGUGGCAGAGGCACUCUGGUCUCACUUCUUCCCAUUCCUGUGCAGCAUGAGGCUUUCCCAGACCCCCCACCCCCAGCUAGCGGAUGCCGCAGCAGGCUUCACACUUUUGGCAUUAGACAUGCCUGGCUCUGCCCCUCAAAACCUAAAGUCCCACCCCAUCCAGUCAAUCAUGCAAAGCUUCGGUUGGGACGAGAUGAUCCACCCUCUGCUGGUAACCCACUAUCUAAAUCACCUGCUGCAAAAUGGAGAGCUGGUCAGUUGGGUCAGCUCUGGACCAGGAUCAGGUUCGGCCCAGGCUUUGUGUGUGCGUGCUUGGAUCCGCUGUGUUCUACAACAAUAUCUCCAUAAAAGCCAAGAUACCCCAGAUACAAGAGCAGGCAAAAAUCUGGAUGUACAGCUGGCCGAGUUAACAAGACAGGUCCUCCGGCUUCCAGAAGUGGAGUCCAUGCUACAGAGAACAGGCCUACAAACAGCUGCUGUCAAAGAACCCAAACUGGCAAUGGCAAUAUUCGUCAAGGCUGUGGGUCGAUCAUACUCUGAGCUGCAGCUCCUCUCUGAGCGUUCUAUGAUGGUGUCUCGGGCCCUGGAGUAUGUAGGAGACAUCCUCAAAUACAUUAAGCCCUACCUGCUUAACAAGAGCCGAGAGGGUCUACAGCUGUCCUAUUGCACCAUAGGCAGCAUGGUCAAGCACUGGAGCCAUCUGUUGGCCACCACCAAAGCUCAGCAGCUGCUUUUCCGCAUUGUAGAUGUGAUGCUACUGCCCCACGCUCUCUUCCAGCAGGACAGUGGCGCACACACUCAAAUGCUAUCAGCCCUCAAAGACAGCCUGCCUCUCUUCCUCCAGGGUUUAUCACUGGCGGUGGGUGUGUCCCAAUCUCAGGGGGCAUACCUGAAGCAGCAAUUGCACAGUGUCAUCUCCCAAUACCUGAGCCGCUUCCUCCCAGCCACGCCCUCUACUGGAGCAGUGGUCAAUCAUCCUGUCCUGCUGGCAGCCUGUGAACCAACACAUACCCCUCAGGGUGAAAGACUUAGGAGAAGCAUUCUGCAGGUGCUGAGAGAUAACUUCCUCCAGUUUAAAGGCCACGCCCCUCCCCCUCGACUGGCUGCCGUUCUGUGUUUCCUGUUGGAGCUUCUGAAAAGGAACAAUGACACAGACCCUGCCCUUCUUGCAACACCCCUCCCUUCUGUGCUGCGCAGUCUGAUGCUGGUCAACGAACCACAGGUAAAGAAACUAAGCACAGAGAUUACGCAGCUUAUUGUGGAGAGGUGCACAGCGUUAGGAGAGCAGCCAUGCGAACACACCACAACCAUUCUACGGGCCUUUGUGGAAGAGAAUGAGGGUGUUUAUGACCAGCAGGUGUAUAAUGUUCUUGAGGUUGUAGCAAUCCUUCACCCCUCCACAGUGACUGCUCUUAUUCCCUUUCUGUCGCUGAGUCUUAGAAAGACAGAGAGCAAGAGAGGUCUGGGAAAGAACUCCUCACUAAGGAAUGGCUACAGGAGGCUUUUGGCCCUGCUUGGAGACAGUGGCCAGGCUGAGAUGAUUAUUUUAGAAGAAGACUGACCUUAGCCUAAUGUCUGACUCCAGUGCCUGCAUAAACUCUCGAACCUCUACUGUACAAAAUGUAUAUAAUGUUUAGACGUAAGUGUAUCCAUGUCUAGAUUUUGUGAGAAGAAAACUAUUGUUUGAUUGAUUACCCAUCUAGGCAUGUAAUACAGUGCUGUAGUUUAGUGGUUCUCAACUGGUUUUGCAUUAUUGGUUUUGU